AUGUCAUCCAACCUUCCCCUCCGUACGAUUCGAAUACCCGCCCUUCGCAACCAAUGCCUCCAUCAACAGCGUCGGCACGCGCAAUCGCCGCGCGCCUUCUCCACUACCAGUCCACAAGCAUUCGCCUCAAGUUCCCCACGACUGCGAGGCGGGAGCUCUCUGGGUCAAGAUAGAGCCAUUACUAGAGCUGCGACGAGAACUAUGAUAGGACCAGCACCAAAGGUCAACGAAAUCAAGGCGCAAGAAGAGGGUGCCUUGUCGGACGACAUUGGGUUAUUGCAAGAUACGGUCGUCCGCGCGCCUUGGGGCAGAUUGCCAGGCAUGUGGACGCCGGGCUUUUGGGGCUACAUGUGGAAGUUAAUAAAAAGCAAGGGAACAUCGUUGUACUCGAGAAUACUGUACAAACGCUGCAUAUACAAGACAGGGUGGGGGAGGUUCACUGCUAUCGAUGCAGGAAACAAGAGUUACAUUAAAGACAGGGCGAUGAACCUUUACAUCCAGCUAUAUGUCAAUUUCGCAAGAGGAGACAUGUCCCCCGUAUCCCAAUUCUGCCUUUCGCCGGUUCUCCGAAGCUUCCAGGACCGUAUAGCCGCUCGCGGACCUCUCACAAUGGAAUGGCAACUAACAAAAACUCCAUCCAUGAGGAUAGUCUCGCACCGCGCAUCUUUGUUUGGUGAAGAUCAGCCCGAUACGGCUUACCGUCAAGCUGUAAUUCGAAUUGUAUCCACUCAGAAGCUCACCGUAAAGCCCUCGGUUGUUUCUAUGGGUACGAGUUCCAGCGUUUCCAAAUCUGUGAACAGGACCAGGAGUCGAAAGAGCAUCGAAGAAUCUCACGAGGUGGACGGAGACACGGCCUUUCCAGAAAGCACACAGCCACGAAAAGUCGUCGAGUAUUUCGUAUUACAGCGUCGGGUCAUCAAGGGACAAGAAGAGGACUGGAAAAUCUGGGGCUUUACGCAAGCAAGCACGCCAGCCAAGAUCGAGGAUGAUGAGGCUUAUUGGCGGAAGACACUAAACUCGCAGGCUGCUGGGGCUUGAAAAUAGGAUCUGAUCAGACAUCGAACGCAAGAGAAUUAUUCUGUACUACUACUUCCACUGUAUAUCAAGGCACAGUAUUGUUGCGGCUCACGAUGAACGUUGCUAUUGGAUGUCUGAUUGGGCAUGCACGCGCACCAAUGUCAUGAAAAUGGCUUUUAG
Messenger RNA from Parastagonospora nodorum SN15, 1197 nucleotides. RefSeq lists its product as hypothetical. The record is from RefSeq and is a predicted model, not a curated record. The coding region runs from base 1 to 1038 and encodes 345 amino acids. The transcript is spliced from 3 exons. Gene Ontology annotation, cellular component: mitochondrion. NCBI's taxonomy places the organism in Eukaryota, Fungi, Ascomycota, Dothideomycetes, Pleosporales, Phaeosphaeriaceae.